This is a messenger RNA of Leptopilina heterotoma, 1247 nucleotides long. Its product is annotated as trypsin-1-like. Bases 158 to 1123 code for a protein of 321 amino acids. The transcript is spliced from 7 exons. Gene Ontology annotation, molecular function: serine-type endopeptidase activity. The record is from RefSeq and is a predicted model, not a curated record. Lineage: Eukaryota; Metazoa; Arthropoda; Insecta; Hymenoptera; Figitidae. Gene Ontology annotation, biological process: proteolysis.
GAUGUGGCACAGAAAUUGAAGCCUGUGUGAAAGUGUCUGUCGAGUAGGCCGGCAGUUUUGCCGAUCGAAUUAAAACAAUACGCGUAUAGUUUCAUUCGCACAUUGGAAGGUGUAUAAGGAAGCACAUGAGUUGUUUCGCCGUUGGCACCAACCAAGGAUGCACGUCACGUUAACUCUCCUGAUCUUUGUAGUCGCAUCAGUCACGAGAGUAUUAUCUGAUCAGGAAAAUAGUAAUCUAACGCCGAAUGCAACAAAUUACAUAUGGCCUGAUUGGUGGCAACAAAUUUUUGUCCCAAGACCAUCGACUACUGUUAGACCUGUGCAACCUGAUACACCUUCUGUUCCACUAUCAUGUCCUUCGUCUUGUGAUUGUGGUCUAACAAAUAAACAACACAGAAUUGUUGGCGGAGUGGAAACACAAGUUAACGAAUAUCCAUGGAUGGCAUUAUUGUUCCAUAAAGGACGAUUUUAUUGUGGUGCUAGUGUAAUUAAUUCUCGAUAUGUCCUUACGGCUGCCCACUGUGUAGUUGACAGAUUUGAAAAGAACUCAAUAACUGUUCGAAUAUUAGAACACGACAGAAAUUCAACAAACGAAUCAGAAGUACAAAAUUUUCAAGUUGAAGAAAUUAUUCGACAUGGAGAUUAUUCGACACUAAAUUAUGACAAUGAUAUAGCUCUGAUUAAAAUUGUCGGGCAAUUCAAAUUUCAGGGAAAAAUGAGACCCGUCUGCCUGCCUGAAAAAAGCAAAACUUUCUCCGGCAUGACAGGCGUUGUCACAGGAUGGGGUGCCAUUGAACAAUCUGGACCGGUUUCAUCUGUUUUACGAGAGGUCAUGGUACCCAUUAUGUCGAACGCAGAAUGUCGUACUAGUCGAUAUCCAGCUCGAAGAAUUACUGAUAACAUGCUCUGUGCUGGAUACAAAGAGGGGUCAAAAGAUUCAUGUCAGGGCGACAGUGGUGGACCAUUACAUAUAAAAAAAGGACGAAUACAUCAGAUUGCUGGAGUAGUUUCCUGGGGUGAAGGAUGUGCUCAACCCAAUUAUCCUGGAGUUUACGCAAGAGUUAAUCGUUAUUUGACAUGGAUAGAUCGCAACACAGCUGAUGCCUGUUAUUGUUCACUGUAAAAUCUUUAUCAUAAUUACUUAAUUUAUUCUUGACUAAGAAGUUAAUUAUAAUUGCUGUAGAAUUUUUUAUAUUAUAAUAUUUAAUGCCAUAUUUAUAAUAAAAUAUUUAUUUAUCUUUGUUGAA